UCAAAGUUCCAAACUAGCGCGCCACUGCCAUUGCCUGAUUAAAAAAACGGGGUCCUUGCCGCCGUGGUUCAAGUGCACAGUUUUACGACGCCUGCCCACUUGAAGAGCCUGACAAAAAUACAUACAAAUGUAUCUACUUUGAUAAAAAAAGCCUUAGUCAUGUUUGGAGUAAGUGCAAUGCAACCGUGCUGUGUCAUGUUUCGGCCUGGGCCCUCCUCCUAUAGCUGUGUUAUUCCAAACAUUGCAUAACUUCCCUCCCCCCUGAGUUGUUGCUGAAUCACGUGGGAGGGAAGAGGAGGCCGGUAUAAAAGCACAGCACAAUGGCACAAACCCUGCAAGACAUCCAGAGAGUAUCUGAGCAGCUUUAAAGUACCGGAAUAACCAACUGCACCACAAUGGACGCACAGAAGACACGCACAGCAGAAAUGGAUCUAUCAGAGCAAAUCAAAAAGGUGACCCUGGACAGCCACAUGAGGGCAGAGAACACAGAGUUAAUGCUGAGCUUCCAGAAGGGCCAAGUCACCAUGCCACAGUACAAGAUGCUCCUCAGUUCCCUCCAUGCGAUCUAUCAGACUUUGGAAGAAGAGCUGGACAGGAACUCCAAGCACCCAGCUGUGGAGCCUAUUUACUUCCCCGUUGAGCUGGCCAGGCUGGAGUCCAUCGAGAAAGACCUGGAGUACUUCUACGGUCCAGGCUGGAAGGAGAUGAUGGUGGUGCCUGCGGCCACGAGACGUUACUGCGACAGACUCCGGCAGAUUGGGAAAGAAAACCCAGAAUUCCUGGUGGCUCACGCCUACACCCGUUACCUAGGCGACCUCUCUGGAGGACAGGUCCUCGGUCGCAUCGCCCAAAAGUCCAUGGGCCUAAAGAGCAGCGAGGGUCUGUCUUUCUUCACUUUUCCCAGCAUCUCCAGUCCUAACUUGUUCAAGCAGCUCUACCGUAGCCGCAUGAAUGUUGUGGAGCUGAGUGAAGAGGAGAGGAACGGCGUGUUGGAGGAAGCCGUGAGGUCCUUUGAACACAACAUUCAGGUUUUUGAGGGUGUGCAGAAGAUGCUGAGUGUGGGUGAAGAGCAGCACAUAAGUUCCUUGUCAGGAUACGGGAAGAACACUUGGGUGAGAUCCAUGGAUGCUCCUCUCUUCAGGAUGGUUGUUGGAAUGUUUGUGGCCAUCGUCACUCUGGGAAUCUGGAUGCUUUAGGGCACAGAGACUAUAAUAAUACGCUUGGCUCGUCCAUCCCCUCCAUUUUUGAGGCAUGAAGAAUGAAAUGAGUGUAAUACUCUAUACAUGCCAGAUGUCACUUUAACUUAUGAACCAACAGCCUGCUUCAUGCAACAUCAUCCAUUCAAUGCCUUUUGUCUGUGUAGAAUAAAUAUGUGUGCUUUAAGUUAGAUGGGGUGAUCCAAUCCACUACCUGUAUCUGUAUCGGGUUCUGUUAGCAGUGUAAUGUAUUGGAAAUUGACGGUAUCACCGAUACACCGAAUUUCAACCCCUGAGCCAAUGUAGCUAUAAUACUAUCAGCAAACAUAGCCAAAGGAGUGUCUGCAAACGUAGCUGUCUCCACGUGCAAGUGCUCGGCCUGACGUGUUCACGGCCACACAGAGAGAGUCAGACAAAACUUCCUGGUCAUUACAUUUUCAUACGUUCCUGUAGAGAUGAGCCUUAUAUGUUAUAUGCAAUGUUAAGAGUUCUGUGAAGCUACAUUUGCUGAUAUUGUUUUUAACGCAAAUAGAGCUCUGGUAUUGGUAUGAGGUAUAUCAGAAGUCAAAAUGAAUGCACUAUGCAAGAGACACUAAAACAGCAGUGGCCCGUCCGCCAUUGUGGUUUCAACUCAGCACUUAGUCCAUUGUAAGCAUUUACAAAGAAAAUAUCCAGCAUGUGGGGCGGCACGGCGGGCGAGUGGUUAGCGCGCAGACCUCACAGCAAGGAGACCAGGGUUCAAUUCCACCCUCGGCCAUCUCUGUGUGGAGUUUGCAUGUUCUCCCCGUGCAUGCGUGGGUUUUCUCCGGGUACUCUGGUUUCCUCCCACAUUCCAAAAACAUGCUAGGUUAAUUGGCGCCUCCAAAUUGUCCAUAGGUAUGAAUGUGAGUGUGAAUGGUUGUUUGUCUAUAUGUGCCCUGUGAUUGGCUGGCCACCAGUCCAGGGUGUACCCUGCCUCUCGCCCCAAGACAGCUGGGAUAGGCUCCAGCACCCCCCGCGACCCUCGUGAGGAAAAGCGGUAGAAAAUGAAAUGAAUGAAUGAAUGAAUAUCCAGCAUGUGGUACUUGUUUCAUGUUUUCAAAACACAAUUCUAAUGUAAAAAAUGGCCAAAUAAAAAUAGUUUGGAUCCAUUUUCAGUCAUAAAAGGCCACAUGUAAACAGCCCCUGACACCAUUUAGCAUUCCCAUUAAGUGGAAACAAUUUAAAAUGAAAGAUAACUCAUUUUGUAAUGUAAGCAUGUGUGCCCUAAUUGUACUGUAGUCAAUUUGUGAUGAUGUCAUACUUUACUGUAUUCUAAAUGUGUAAAUCUAAAUAAGUGGUAUUUUUCACUGUACUUUUUGUUCACAUGUUGAUGACUUUGUAAUAAAAGAAUGUUGAAAAGGUUGAAAACAGUUUGCAAGUUUGGGUUU
Messenger RNA from Doryrhamphus excisus (bluestripe pipefish), 2605 nucleotides. It is a transcript of the gene hmox1b, whose product is annotated as heme oxygenase 1b. The record is from RefSeq and is a predicted model, not a curated record. Gene Ontology annotation, molecular function: heme oxygenase (decyclizing) activity; heme binding. Gene Ontology annotation, biological process: response to oxidative stress; heme catabolic process; heme oxidation. Lineage: Eukaryota; Metazoa; Chordata; Actinopteri; Syngnathiformes; Syngnathidae.